AUGAAGAGGAAGCACGCAGACGAGUCUGCACCCAAGGGUGAAAGCGAAAAGCGCGCAAAGACACAACAGCCCGCCAACAAUCUCUCUUUCGCUGACCUUGGCCUCGAUACGAGGCUGGUCCAGGCUGUCGCCGCGGAGAGCUUUAAGGAGCCAACACCAGUGCAACAGAAGGCAAUCCCACUUGCCCUUGAUGGCAACGAUGUCGUUGCCAAGGCUCCUUGUGGCUCCGGAAAGACUGCAUCCUAUGUUCUUCCGGUGUUGUCCAGCAUUCUCAAGCGCAAGAGUACCGAUUCUUCCCCUGCAACGACCGCCCUCAUACUUGUCCCGACUCGCGAGCUGGCCGAUCAGGUUUUGAAAGCUAUUGAGCAGUUUUCGGCGUACUGCGCGAAGGAUAUCCAUGCCGUCAAGCUAGUUGACAAGAUCUCGGACGCCGUCCAACGCUCCCUAUUGUCCAACUUCCCUGAUGUUGUCAUUUCCACACCAGCCACCGCAUGGCGCAACAUUCUUAACGACGCCUUGUCCCUCGAGAAACUUUCAUGCCUUGUCCUUGACGAAGCGGAUCUGAUUCUGUCAUACGGCUACAAUGAGGAUCUCGAAAACAUUGCCAGAAAGCUGCCAAAGGGUGUCCAGAUUCUGAUGAUGAGUGCGACCCUUUCAACAGAUGUUACAUCGCUGCAAGGAAUCUUUUCCCGGAAACCCACGGUGCUUGAUCUCGAUGACGAAGAGACGGAGGGCGACAGCCUUUCACAGUUUGUUGUCAGCUGUGGGGAGGACGAGAAGUUUUUGUUGGCGUUCAUUAUCUUCAAGCUGAAGUUGGUGAAGGGCAAGUGUCUAAUCUUUGUGAACGAUGUCGACCGGUCAUACCGUCUGAAGCUGUUUCUCGAGCAGUUCCAGGUCCGAAGCUGUAUUCUGAACUCAGAAUUGCCAGUCACAUCCAGAGCCCAUGUUCUCGAAGAGUUCAACAAGGGUGUAUACGACAUCAUCAUUGCGUCCGAUGAGAAGAGCGCAAUGGGUGCUGAGGAGAAGGAUGAAGAGGAGGAGGGCGGGGAAGACCAAAAAGAGAAGGAGCCCAAGAAAAAGAAGAAGUCAUCAAAGAAGGACGAUGAAUUUGGCGUUUCUCGAGGUAUCGACUUUAAGAAUGUGGCGGCGGUUGUGAACUUCGAUCUUCCGACAUCAGCAUCAUCAUACACGCACCGAAUCGGCCGUACAGCGCGUGCUGGAAGGACAGGCAUGGCUCUGUCCUUCUACGUUCCCAAAGACCUAUACCGCAAGCACUUGCCGACCAGCAUCGAGACCGCAGAAAACGACGAGAAGGUGCUGGCUAAGAUCAAGAGACAGCAAGCAAAGAAGGGCAAGGAAGUAAAGCCUUAUAAUUUCAAGAAGGAGCAUCUGGACGCUUUCCGGUAUCGUCUGGAUGAUGCUUUGCGAGCAGUGACAAAAGUGGCUGUUCGAGAGGCGCGUAUGAGAGAGCUUAAGCAGGAGUUGUUGAAGAGCGAGAAGCUGAAGAGAUACUUUGAGGAGAACCCCACGGAGUUGCAGCAUCUUCGCCAUGACGGAGAGCUGAGAACAGCUAGACAGCAGCCUCACUUGAGGCAUGUGCCCGAAUAUCUACUUCCCAAGGAGGGUAAGGAUUCACUCACUUCAAACGACGUCGGGAUGGUGCCAUUCAGAAAGGUUGGCGGCAAGUUGAGGAAUAAGAAGGGCAAGUUCGGCCGCGGCAAGAAGGUGGGAACGAGGAAAAUCAACCCUUUGAAGACUUUCAAAGCAAGACGGAAAUGA
This is a messenger RNA of Colletotrichum truncatum, 1779 nucleotides long. RefSeq names its product ATP-dependent RNA helicase dbp9. The record is from RefSeq and is a predicted model, not a curated record. Lineage: Eukaryota; Fungi; Ascomycota; Sordariomycetes; Glomerellales; Glomerellaceae. Gene Ontology annotation, molecular function: ATP binding; nucleic acid binding; RNA helicase activity.